AGUUGAUCGACUGGAAGGGAUUAAAGUCAUUCGAAACUUUUAGCAUAAAUAGUGUAAACUCAACGGUCACAGUCACCAGUCAUUCGUGAUCGUUCGAUUGUAAAUUAUUUAUUUAUUUAACUCAAAACCACACAAAAAAUCAUUAAAAUGGCCGCUAAGUUGAUCAUCUUCGCCGCAUGCGUGGUUUCCGCCAUCGCCCAAUACCCCGCACCGGCCUACAAGCCCGCUUACCCAGCAGCCGCUUACCCAGCACCAGCAUACGCCGCACCCGCAUACGCCGCACCGAAAGCCUACGCUCCGGAACCCGCCUACCCACCCAAGCCAUACAACUUCGAAUACAGCGUCAACGACCCAUCCACAUACGACGUCAAGAGCCAAUCCGAAUACGCUGACGCCAACGGUUACGUCAAGGGAUCUUACAGCCUCUUGGAAGCCGACGGUUCCACCCGCGUCGUCGAAUACACCGCCGACAACUACGGAUUCAACGCCGAAGUCAAGAAAAUCGAAGGAGGAUACAAGGCCCCAUACAGCGCCCCAGCCCCAGCCUACAAAGCCGCCCCAGCCUACAAGCCCGCAUACGCCGCACCAGCUUACCCAGCACCCGCCGCAUACCCAGCACCCGCUUACUCUGCACCGGCUUACAAGCCUGCCCCAUACAAGGCAUACUAAUUUGUUUCCAUCUUUUCAAAUUGUAUAAAAUGUUCUUCCAAUCUUCCGGGGCCAAAUACUAGUUGACGGCAAACUGCUGUUCAACAAGUGUGCGGCUCAAGAGUCACAUAUCAUUAUUAUUAUUAUAAUGUAUUUAUUACCCAUUUUAUAUUGUAAUAGUAUAUGAUUAUAUGUACUCUCCUUCCAUCUCUGUGUAUCGUAGACAACACCUUACGAUCAAAUACCUGUAUUUAUUGUUGUGUAAAUGUAUAGUUUAAUAUAUAUUUACAAAACGUUAAAA
Molecule: messenger RNA, 949 nt
Organism: Metopolophium dirhodum (rose-grain aphid)
Lineage: Eukaryota; Metazoa; Arthropoda; Insecta; Hemiptera; Aphididae
Product: cuticle protein 7-like
Exons: 2
Coding region: 148-669 (173 amino acids)
Cellular component (GO): extracellular matrix
Source: RefSeq, a predicted model, not a curated record